GGAACAGGAGGAGGAGGAGAGGAAGAAAAAAAGAGGAGAAGCCACAGAGAAACAACACCCAACAACUAGGAGGGGGGAAGAAAGAAAGCAAAGAAACCCACCCACCCAUCCAAAAAAAAAAAAAAAAAUUCCUGUGGCGUGCAGCCUGGUUCCUGGGAAGACUCGCCAGCACCAGGGGGUGGGGGAGUGCGAGCUGAGAGCUGCUGGAGAGUGAGCAGCCCUAGCAGGGAUGGACAUGAUGCUGUUGGUGCAGGGUGCUUGUUGCUCGAACCAGUGGCUGGCGGCGGUGCUCCUCAGCCUGUGCUGCCUGCUGCCCUCCUGCCUCCCGGCUGGACAGAGUGUGGACUUCCCCUGGGCGGCCGUGGACAACAUGAUGGUCAGAAAAGGGGACACGGCGGUGCUUAGGUGUUAUUUGGAAGAUGGAGCUUCAAAGGGUGCCUGGCUGAACCGGUCAAGUAUUAUUUUUGCGGGAGGUGAUAAGUGGUCAGUGGAUCCUCGUGUUUCAAUUUCAACAUUGAAUAAAAGGGACUACAGCCUCCAGAUACAGAAUGUAGAUGUGACGGAUGAUGGCCCGUACACGUGUUCUGUGCAGACUCAACAUACUCCGAGAACAAUGCAGGUGCAUCUAACUGUGCAAGUUCCUCCGAAGAUAUAUGACAUCUCAAGUGAUAUGACCAUCAAUGAAGGAACCAAUGUCACCCUUACUUGUUUGGCCACUGGGAAACCAGAGCCUUCCAUUUCUUGGCGCCACAUCUCCCCAUCAGCCAAACCAUUUGAAAAUGGACAAUAUUUGGACAUUUAUGGAAUCACCCGGGACCAGGCUGGGGAGUAUGAAUGCAGUGCUGAAAACGAUGUGUCAUUCCCAGAUGUGAGAAAAGUAAAAGUUGUCGUCAACUUUGCUCCUACGAUUCAGGAAAUUAAAUCUGGCACUGUGACCCCUGGACGCAGUGGAUUGAUAAGAUGCGAAGGUGCAGGUGUGCCGCCUCCGGCGUUUGAAUGGUACAAAGGAGAGAAGAAACUCUUCAAUGGCCAACAAGGAAUUAUUAUUCAGAAUUUUAGCACAAGAUCCAUUCUCACUGUUACCAAUGUGACACAGGAGCACUUCGGCAACUAUACUUGUGUGGCUGCCAACAAGCUGGGCACAACCAAUGCGAGCCUGCCUCUUAACCCUCCAAGUACAGCCCAGUAUGGAAUCACCGGGAGCGCGGAGCUUCUUUUCUCCUGCUGGUACCUUGUGUUGACACUGUCCUCUUUCACCAGCAUAUUCUACCUGAAGAAUGCCAUUCUACAAUAAAUUUAAAGACCCAUAAAAGGCUUUUAAGGAUUCUCUGAAAGUGCUGAUGGCUGGAUCCAAUCUGGUACAGUUUGUUAAAAGCAGCGUGGGAUAUAAUCAGCAGUGCUUACAUGGGGAUGAUCGCCUUCUGUAGAAUUGCUCAUUAUGUAAAUACUUUAAUUCUACUCUUUUUUUGAUUAGCUACAUUACCUUGUGAAGCAGUACACAUUGUCCUUUUUUUAAGACGUGAAAGCUCUGAAAUUACUUUUGGAGGAUAUUAAUUGUGAUUUCAUGUUUGUAAUCUACAACUUUUCAAAAGCAUUCAGUCAUGGUCUGCUAGGUUGCAGGCUGUAGUUUACAAAAAACGAAUAUUGCAGUGAAUAUGUGAUUCUUUAAGGCUGCAAUACAAGCAUUCAGUUCCCUGUUUCACUAAGAGUCACUCCACAUUUACAAAGAUGCAUUUUUUUUCUUUUUUGAUAAAAAAGCAAAUAAUAAUGCCUUCAAAUCAUUUCUUCAAAAUAUAACACAUAUCUAGAUUUUCCUGCUCGCAUGAUAUUCAGGUUUCAGGAAUGAGCCUUGUAAUAUAACUGGCUGUGCAGCUCUGCUUCUCUUUCCUGUAAGUUCAGCAUGAGUGUGCCUUCAUAAAAUAUUUUUAUCUGUCUCCAACUAAUAUAAAAUGGUUUGCUAAAUACUACAAUUUGAAAGCAACAAUAAACCACAAUAACAAAGUUAAACGUUAUCUCUAAAGAAGGAAGGCACUAUUGGACUGUAGAAAUCGCUUCCUUCAUUACCAGUGAUGUUUAAGACUUUUCACCCGGUUUUUGUGAUGAAAAACAAUUUAAUAACAUAGUGCAGUAAACGUACCAUAUGAUUUCUUUAGUUGUAGCUAAAUGUCAGAUCGAUCCACUGUGGGAAAUAAUUCCCUUUAAAUGACAGCACAGUCCACUCAAGGGAUUGCCUAGCAAUACAGCUUCUUUCUUGUUCGCUAUUCCAAGCCCAUUUUUCUAAGACAGUUUGCCAGAAAGGACCCAAAGUCCUAUUACCUGAUAUCACACAAGUUGAAAAGCAAUCAAAAUUAGUGGGAUUUUGUGGUAAGUUAAUGUUACACAGACAGUGCUCCUGUGUACGAGAGAACUUUGCAUAUUUUUCUCUGAAAACAUCAUUCAGUUGGUAGUCUGGAAUGCAGGUUAUACUAAAAAAACAAAACAAACAAAAAAAAAAAACCCAAUAUAACAAAUGGUCUAUAUUGAGAUGCAGCAGAUCAAUUGUCAAAGUAUCUAAUUCUUCUUUGUUAGAAUCUUUAAAGAUAUUUCAGUUCAGUCCUCCCCAAAUUAACAUGCUCAGUUUAAUCAUACAUGAGAUAUGUAAGAUGUGACCAAAUGAGGACAAGAUGCAGGUGAGGAGACUAUUUUAGGAUAUGUUAAUUAUUAAAAUAUCACAAGCAUUCAAUUAUUUCUAUUAUAAAGAAUGAAAAUUACCUUUUUGAAGAAAAAUGCUGUUACUCUAAGUAUUAGAUUACAGGAAUAGUUUGAUGGUUUUAUUCUUUCCUAAAGAAAGACCCUAGCCCUGAAAGCUGUUUUGCAGGUUUGAUGAAGUUAUCAAUAUUAGUACACUUACAUUUCUAUAAAAUAGUCCCCUUUUACAAGUCAUAACAAAAUAAAGAUGCUACUAAUAAAAUUAAAGAUCAUAAAUUAUUCAAAAGUUGGAUAUAUUUAAGAUACAUAAUAUUUUGUCCCAGAAGGCAUGACUUGAAAACUGAUUUUUUAAGUAAAAUUUAGACCCAAAAUACACCAUAAAUCUAUUUUAAUUAGAAAAAUGAAUCUUAAAUGAGGAGACAUAAAUACUCAGUCUUCCCACAAAAUGGCAAUAAGAUAACAUGAUGCAGUUAAAUUUACUAGGUGCAAAAAAUUUAUGACAUACUGAAUGAUACAUUAAAUGGGUUUUUUAAACAAAUAUGGCAUUUAAAAUUAUUAUUUAUUUGCUUUUAAAAAUAUCCUUUGUGGAUCUGGUGAGUAAACUACAAAAUAUUUUUUUUUGUAUUGCAGCUUUAAAGUGGCACACUCCAUAAUAAUCUACUUACUAGAAAUAGUGGUGCUACCACAAAAGUGUUAACCAUCUGUACCAUUGUUUGGGAGAAAGAAACAGAUCAAGAAUGCAUAUUAUACAGUGACCAUUUUCCUAGAGUUAAAAAUACCUCCUCUUUGUAAGGUUUGUAGGGUAAAUGUGAGGUAAAUUGAGGUAUAAACUAUGGAUGAACCAAAUAAUUAGUUCAAAGUGUUGUCAUGAUUCGGAAUUUGUGGAGUCUGGUGUUUUUCCCAUAGAAUGUGACAGAAGUACAGUCAUAGCUCAGUAGCCAUAUGUAUUUGCCUUUAUGUUAGAAGAGAUUUUCUCGAGUGACAUUUUUAAUAGAGGAGGUAUUCACUAUGUUUUUCUGUAUCACAGCAGCAUUCCUAGUUCUUAGGCCCCUGGACAGAGUGACAUCAUGAGUAUUUAUGAGUUCAAUAUUGUUCAAAUAAGGCUACAGUAUUUGCUUUUUUGUGUGAAUGUAUUGCAUAUAAUGUUCAAGUAGAUGAUUUUACAUUUAUGGACAUAAGAAAUGUCUGAUUACUCCAUUUUAUCAGUCCUGACUGUACAAGAUUGUUGCAAUUUCAGAAUAGCAGUUUUAUAAAAUUGAUUUAUCUUUUGAUUUAUAACGCUUUUUUACUAUUCAUUUCCACGUUGUAUUUUUCACAAGUUCCAUCCCUGGGACUCCUUUGGUUGACCCUAAUUUGCUUUUCGAAGAGUAAGAUAGGAAAAGAAAGAGCAGUAGAAAAAGGAGAAUAGAGAGAAACGAAAAAGGACAGGAGAGAAAGAAGAAAGGAGUGAAGGAGAGAGGGAAAGAAGGGAGGGAAGGAGGGAGGAAGGGAGGAAGAAAGGAAAAAGAGUAAAACAUAAGGAUAAAGGGAAGGGCAGUACCAGAAUAUUAGGGUAGUUAAUUUGUUCAUUUGCAUUCUUGAUUUAACUGCAAAUGGUGUAAUUCUGUUUUACAAUGAAUGAUCUCAUUUGAAACAUAAGCCCUGUUACGCCAUUAAAUUCCUAUUAUGCAGCAAUUAUAUAAAGAAAAGUACUGCCCAAUUAUAGUAUUGUGUUUUUGACACACUAAAACAUUUGAGAAAGAGAAUCUCAAACGUAGAGCCACUUUUGGGAGGUUAAUUAAGUUUAACUGAAAAAUUAACUCUUCAUCAUAACAUUUAAGCUAUAUCUAGAAAGUAGACUGGAGAACUGAGAAGAUUACUGAGAUAAUUCAGGACGAAAGUAUAUUCAUAAAUAUUCCUAUGUGUAAUUCAGAAAAUUCUGAGAAAUUGAAUUAUCAAAGCCAAUAAUCUAUAUUGAUCAAAGUUAUUGAAUAAUUGUUAAUUUAUCCAUUGUGCUUAGCUUUGUGACACAGCCAAAAGUUAUCUAUUUAAUCUUUUCAAUAAAAUUGUUUUUUGAAAUCCAGAAAUGAUUUAAAAAGAGGUCAGGUUUUUAACUAUUUAUUGAAGUAUGUGGAUGUACAGUAUUUCAAUAGAUAUGAAUAUGAAUAAAUGGUAUGCCUUAAGAUCCUUUGAAUAUGUAUUUACUUUAAAGACUGGAAAAAGCGCUUCCUGUCUUUUAGUAAAACAUCCAUAUUUCAUAAUCUGAUGUAAAAUAUGUUGUACUGUUUCCAAUAGGUGAAU
Lepus europaeus (European hare) is the source of this 4968-nucleotide messenger RNA. RefSeq names its product neuronal growth regulator 1 (gene NEGR1). Lineage: Eukaryota; Metazoa; Chordata; Mammalia; Lagomorpha; Leporidae. The transcript is spliced from 7 exons. Bases 230 to 1294 code for a protein of 354 amino acids. Gene Ontology annotation, cellular component: neuron projection. The record is from RefSeq and is a predicted model, not a curated record.